Messenger RNA from Chondrus crispus (carragheen), 213 nucleotides. RefSeq lists its product as hypothetical. The coding region runs from base 1 to 213 and encodes 70 amino acids. The record is from RefSeq and is a predicted model, not a curated record. NCBI's taxonomy places the organism in Eukaryota, Rhodophyta, Florideophyceae, Gigartinales, Gigartinaceae. The transcript has a single exon.
AUGGAUGAUUGUGUGGCAGAAGACGAGUGUGAAAUUACGGAGAGGCGGGCCGUACCGAGUGCUGUAGUACUAGCAAGGUUGUUUGGAUCUUUGGAGAGUCUGGGUGUGGAGUGCGAUGUGAGCAAUGCCUUUUCGCACUUGAGGUCCGCAAAACGAGCUUUUCUAGAAGCUAGGCAUGAGAGACAGGUGAAAGGCAACAACAGCAGACUCUAA